Messenger RNA from Rotaria sp. Silwood1, 1197 nucleotides. NCBI's taxonomy places the organism in Eukaryota, Metazoa, Rotifera, Eurotatoria, Philodinida, Philodinidae. The record is from the annotation of a GenBank genome assembly.
AUGGCAACACCUGAAGAAUCUUUAUUUUGUCCAAUAACUUUUGAACUAUUUACGGAUCCAGUAUUAGCACAAGACGGUCAUACCUACGAGAGACAAGCUAUCGAAGAAUGGAUUCGACAACAUGGAACAAGUCCAAUAACCCGACAAUCUUUAUCUCUUGAAUACUUAUAUCCAAAUAUUCUUGUGAGACAACUGAUCGAUUCCUUUGAACAAUCCACUCGUAAUAAAAACUAUCAAUUUACACUUGGUAUCGAUGUGAAAAAACGAGAAAGUCAACCAUUUAUUCAAACAUUUGGAAAAUCAAUAUAUCGUGCUCAAUGGUUGCCCACAAACAGGGGUCGACCAGAAAUAAUUCUUUUAAAAAUUGAGGGUACUCGUGCAAGAAAAGAAGCGUCAUUCUAUGUAGAUUUAAGUCGUCAUCCGUAUAUUGUUCGAACAUUUGGUUUGGUAUAUGAUACUGAGAAUAAUCGUAAUGAUAAUUCAGUGAUGUUACUACAAGAAUAUGCACCUGAAGGGAAUUUGUUCCACAAAUUACAAGAUUGUAGUACGGUCAUCUACGAAGAGGUAUUUAUCGAAAUAUUUUUACAGAUAAUUGAUGCUAUGGCGUAUUUGACUCAUAACAAUGUUAUACAUGGUGAUUUAGCCUGUCGCAAUGUGCUUGUAUUUCGUUUCGACGCAUCUAAUCCAAGAAAUAAUCAUGUCAAACUUACCGACUUUGGUAUUAGUCGGAAUACUCAACUUUAUUCAAUGGAACCAGUUGCUGCACAAACACGAAUAAAUAUUGUUCCAAUUCGAUAUGCGGCACCAGAAAUACUUUCAUCAGAUGUAACAUACCAUGCUUAUACAGAGAAAUCCGACAUUUAUUCCAUGGGUGUUUUAAUGUGGGAAGCGUAUAAACGAGGUGAAAUACCGUGGUCAUAUAUUUCAGACGAUGAGGAAGUUAUUCGACAUGUACGAUCUGGACAACAUCUACUACAACCGCCAAAUUGUACUGUUGGUGAUUUCAACAACGAUACUAUACUUGAUAUUGUUGUCGUGAAUCGUGGCAAUGACACUAUUGGUAUAUUUCUUGGAUGGGGUAAUGGUUUUUUUUCAAGUCAAACAACGUUUAUGACCGGUUUUAAUUCUCAACCAAAUGCGGUUGCAGUUGGUGAUUUCAACAACGACACCUUGCUAGACAUUAUUGUUGCCAAUUAG